AUGUUCCAGCUGAGAUCCGUUUGCCUGCUGCUUGCCUUUGCCCUCAUUGCCCUGUUCCUGGGCGGCACGGAGGCCCUGCCACGGCCCCAGGAGGAGCGCGACCAGGGCGGAGACCUGGAGGCCGGAGCCGCUGCUGUCGAAGCCGAGGAGAAGGACCUGGAGGGAGCCUCCUCGUUCGGCUACGGCUACUACUCGUCGCCCUAUCUCGGGGGAUACUACGGCGGUGGCUACUGGCCCCACUACAGCGGUGGCUACUACGGACUAGGCUAUCCCUACUACGGCGGCUACUAUGGACUGCAUCAUCAUCAUGGCCACUACGGACACUACUACUAA
This is a messenger RNA of Drosophila persimilis, 333 nucleotides long. Its product is annotated as glycine and tyrosine-rich protein. The record is from RefSeq and is a predicted model, not a curated record. The transcript is spliced from 2 exons. Lineage: Eukaryota; Metazoa; Arthropoda; Insecta; Diptera; Drosophilidae. Bases 1 to 333 code for a protein of 110 amino acids.